Messenger RNA from Penicillium arizonense, 1311 nucleotides. RefSeq lists its product as uncharacterized. Lineage: Eukaryota; Fungi; Ascomycota; Eurotiomycetes; Eurotiales; Aspergillaceae. The coding region runs from base 1 to 1311 and encodes 436 amino acids. The transcript has 2 exons. The record is from RefSeq and is a predicted model, not a curated record.
AUGGCUGUUCCUCUGCUGCCACGCCGCUGCGGGCUUCAUGCGAUCGAUGUCCGCUGUCUGAAGGCUAAAGAACCUAAAUCAUGCACCUUCAGUCGACGACUACGAACUGGAAAGCCGAGGGGGAACGGAGAGUCGGACAAACGACCGGGUCUAUCGCGCAGGGAGCGGAGCGCAUCCAAAACGUCCGUACCGGGCAUGAGCGUAUUCACAUUAUCCAGUCUAUCUACCCCGGAGACUGCAUCAGAUGAACUGGCUCGGCCGAAUAUGCCGUCACCCAUGGGGCAGGAACAUAACACACAUGAGACUUUCCCAUCUGUCACGUUUUUGGGGGGCUUAUGGGGUCAGGAUAAUUUCAUGCUUCAUUGUGCGCAGAGGGACCAGAUAGAUGCGCUUGCCUACCUUGAGCCCGUAACUGGCCAACCGGACGAGGACCCCUGCAGCUCCGACACAAAGGAGAGCUUAGACCUGCUUGCAGGGACAGCAUACGACGAUUUAGCUGGUUUCCUAGACAGUGCAGGCCCUUGCCCGUCUCCGCCAUACACUAUUGACCCAGAUCUAGCCCUGCAAUUGGAUAUGGACAAGAGAGCGAGCAUGGAUCCCCUUGCAGGAGAGAGACCCAACCUACUAGUCGAUCUCUCCACUCUUCUCUCAAAAAUGGCCCAUUACGAAACCCAGCUUGCAGAUUUAGACGGGAGCAAGCUAGAAAACUAUCCAAUCGGGGAUGCUCUGUUUCUCUCCAAGCGCUUCUACGCGAUUAUCACAGACCAUAGCCAUCUACCCACUAUCAACGUUUCAUCCGACCUAGACAUGCCAAGCAGACUGCUCACACUCUCCUGCUAUAUCACGCAAACACGAAUAUACUCCGCUGUUUUCGCCUAUCUCCGAGAGCACCUUUCAAAGCCCUCGGACCCGUGCUCUGCCCACAGACCCACACACUUCCCACAUUCUUUGAUGGCGGAUAUAAAUGCUUACCAGGGAUUGCGACUGGGUCAGCUACAGACAAGCUGCAUGUGCGUUGGGUUUGAAACUGCCAUGCGUACUAAAAGAGCUGUUUCUAUGUUGCUAGAUGCGUUGAAUGAUAUUGAGCGAGCUCUGGGAUUGCCGGGGACAUUCCGGGCGGCCCAGUCGCAGGUGUCGAGAGAGAUGUCUCAGGGGACGACGGUGGAUACGGUGCCCCUAUUUGAUGAAAGUGUCAUGACGGGUUUGGAGAAUGGACGGUGGCAGAAGAAGAUAAGAGAAGAGGAGCGGCAGUUAUGCGAUAAAGUUGAGGAUGUGGAUUAUUUGCUGCGUAGUCUAUUAGCCAGUACUUAG